UCUCGCUAACUUUUGACUAUACUUCUCCACUCACUUUAUUCUUUGUUUCAGUGGAGCAUUGUAGGGUAGAAGUAGAAUCUUCCAUGAAAGACUGACUCUCUCUCUCUCUCUCUCUCUCUCGCGACUAUGGCAAUGGAGAAAUGCAGCUCGAAGGAGUUGGACCUCGGCCUUCCUCCGAUGACGGUCGAUUCUUUAUCACAGAUGAUUUACCGGAAAGCUCUGAUGGAUGAGCCGACCAGCCAGGAACCGAUCACCAUUUUUUAUGAUGGGCGGGUUUAUGUUUUCGAUAUCAUGGAACUUCAGGUUAGAGCCAUAAUCUUGUUUGCAACUAGAGAAAUGGAAGGAGGGAUGACAUCAAGGUCCUCCAAAGAAACAGUAUCACUUGCAUUGCAAUCUCAAAUACUUGUUCCUCCAUGUGGAUCCGUGAAGAAAUCUCUCCAAAAAUUUCUGCAAAACAGAAAGAACGAAGCUUCUGAUCCGUACAGCCACAAUUCAUAAUCAACUGGAAUCAAAUAUAGCCUGGCUUUUGGAUCUAAUAAAGAGGAUAGUGAACUAUGGUAGCUAGGAUCUAAUAUUUGCUAGAAUGUCAGAUGAUCCCCAUAGAAUGCUCUUUUUGAGGACAACUAUUUUUUUCGGAGGUGUGAUAUUACAUCCUCCGUUGUACUCUUUGGUUCUCAUUUAGUAAAACUUUUCGAGCGAAUUAAUGUA
This is a messenger RNA of Rosa rugosa (rugosa rose), 708 nucleotides long. RefSeq lists its product as uncharacterized. Lineage: Eukaryota; Viridiplantae; Streptophyta; Magnoliopsida; Rosales; Rosaceae. Gene Ontology annotation, cellular component: nucleus. The record is from RefSeq and is a predicted model, not a curated record. The transcript is spliced from 3 exons. Gene Ontology annotation, biological process: regulation of jasmonic acid mediated signaling pathway; regulation of defense response; response to wounding. The coding region runs from base 127 to 498 and encodes 123 amino acids.